UCUUCCGCUUUCACCCUAUGGAAAGAUUUCGUCGGUAGCAGAUUGCGCGGGUACGCUUUUGCAGUGCCAGAGUGAUUUACCUAUUUAUUCUCGAGAUCCCUAUCGACCGGGAAUGGUUUGAGCAGUGACUGGACUCAUCUUUUUCACCAUAAGGGAUGCUCAGAUUAGUACCCCACUCUAGCACACACCAGUCGAAGUGGCACCAUCAGCGAACGAAAACAACAGACGCCAUGUCGGACACGGUAGCUCGGCCUAUUGGGGAGUCGGUGAGCCACGAGCUGGCUCGGAACAACCAGAUGGGGGGAGAAUGCUUCCUGAAGCGCUUUUCACAAUGGUUCUGGUCGGUGUGGAUGAUCGCCGGCUCGGAGACCCACGAUGCCCUGGCGGAUCCCGCAAAUCGCUCUCGGGGCACAAAUUGUGCUUCCAAACCCAACGGCCAUGGCACUACAAGAACCUCUGGAGGUGAAAAUGAUACCGGACUGCAGGAACAGUCCAAGCACAGCCAUCCCUGCAAGGCUUGCCAAACCUGGGGAGCUGUCUGCGAUCAGCAGAAACCGCGAUGCUCGCAUUGCCUGGAUCAGCAGAUCUUGUGCUUUUAUGUGUCGCCCCCUCGGAGGUCAACCAAGCGAUCGACCAAAGCGCGUUCCGCCCACUUGGAGGUCGUAAAUUCCUCGCCAAGUUUACUGGCGAACUGAUUGAACGAAUAACGAAUGAAGAGACUCAAUAUAUACGAAGUUAUUGCUCUUACCACGAUAGAUACCCGAUCGAUAAGGGUGCCUUAGAUAGGAUAGCUUAACGUCUAGUCGUUCCCACACGCGAAGAACUCGAGCAUAAGGCUGACGAAUGAUUGGCACACGCGCGGCGGAGAAUUAGACCUGCUUGCCAGCCAUCCGGUUCGGACACAUGUGGUAUGGCUCGACAUGCGUUUGCCAUCUUCC
Messenger RNA from Aspergillus sclerotioniger CBS 115572, 938 nucleotides. RefSeq lists its product as uncharacterized. Gene Ontology annotation, molecular function: zinc ion binding; DNA-binding transcription factor activity, RNA polymerase II-specific. Gene Ontology annotation, biological process: regulation of DNA-templated transcription. Bases 156 to 695 code for a protein of 179 amino acids. NCBI's taxonomy places the organism in Eukaryota, Fungi, Ascomycota, Eurotiomycetes, Eurotiales, Aspergillaceae. The transcript is spliced from 2 exons. The record is from RefSeq and is a predicted model, not a curated record.